Molecule: messenger RNA, 1124 nt
Organism: Haliotis rufescens (red abalone)
Lineage: Eukaryota; Metazoa; Mollusca; Gastropoda; Lepetellida; Haliotidae
Product: fucolectin-like
Exons: 4
Coding region: 122-946 (274 amino acids)
Source: RefSeq, a predicted model, not a curated record
UAUCCCAGUUAUGCUGGCCAUAUGAUGACGGCCUGUUGAUAAUCUAGUCUGUUCUAGACAAAACAGUGACUGAUAUCACAAUAUUAAACCACAAUACUGAAGAAUAAUCAGUCUCGAUUAUAUGACGAGAGACUUCAUCAGGUGGAAAGGGCAAAACAGGGGUGACCACCAAACGAUGACUCAAGGUGUCCGCGAAAAGGGCAAUCCUGUCCCACCCCAACGACAGCAUGCGCCAUCAGCACAACCUGCACACAGAAGUAUCCACAAUCGAGCCUUAGGCAAACCCACUAAAUCUUCAAACUUCACCAAUAACAAAGGCAAAGCAGUAGAUGGCAACAGAGAAGCAGCCUUUUCAGGGAACUCGUGCUGGGAGAGUCAAACCGGGGACAUGCAGCCCUACUGGAUGGUUGACCUACAAAGCUUCUUCUUACUGGACUACAUUACCAUAACCAACAGAGGGGAUUGUUGUGGUGACCGAAUGCAUGACCUAAAGAUUGAGGUCUUCGCGGAUGACCCCGUACUGGAACCAUCGACCCCAUCACACCUUUGUGCGAUGUAUGAUGGGCCAAUGCCUGGUGGUGCAACAGAAAAUAUCUCAUGUUCUUGUGCUGCCCAAGGGCGUUAUAUCAGAAUCCGGGGUCUGGACAGACGGGACGAAACGGAUCUACUAACACUGUGUGAAGUUGAAGUGUUUGAGAGAACACCUACAGGGUGUUUCAGCACCGACCUUCAUCGCAUGGUGGGAACAAGGUAUGUCGGGGAUGUAAUCCAAGUUGAUGUCGCAUCUGCAGCUGAUUGCAGCACCCACUGCAUCUACAACAGAACCUGCAUCGGCUUCAACUACAACUACAACACUCAUGGCUGUGAGCUGAGAGUGGGAUCCGCCGAAGCAUCAAGUGUUAUUGGAUGGUUUUACUUCUUCAAACGCCCAUGUCUGUUAGAAUAGGACUGGUUAGAUACUAAGCUGCCAUACUUCUUGCAAGCUUUUGUUUAACGGAUCACCAGAUUCAUUCAGGCGCCUGUACAACCACAUGUACAACCAGACGGAUACAGUAAGAGAUUUCCCAGCAAAAACUUCGUGAAUUACCUUAAAGUUAAGAGGAAAUAAACUGCAAUUCGUCCCA